AUGCUUUCUCCUGCUCUCGCUGCCCUAUCUCUCUUGGCCUUGGCCGGCCCUUCCUCUGCGCGAAUGGUGCGCGCCCCGCCCGUCCUUCGCUCCCACCUCCCCGCGUUCGCCGCUGACAAGCGCGGCGCGCUCGCCGCCACGUCCGGCUCGCCCAACUGCGGAUCCGACCCUGGGUGGAAACUCUACAACUCCACGAUCAACGUCACGACGCACGUCGGCGACCACGAGCGCACCUACCUCGUCCACGUCCCGGAGGACUACGACAAGAACACGCAGCACCCGGUCGUGCUGUCGUUCCAUGGGUAUGGGAAGACGGCGGAGCAUCAGGAGGUCGCGUCGCAGUUGAGUGAGCCGGGGAAUAAGAUUAAUGGGAUUCCGAUUAUUGCGGCGUACCCGCAGGGAUUGGUGGGUGUCGGACGCUCUGGUGAUGGGUCGGAUGGGAAGUACUCUUGGCAAGCGAGCGAGUAUUCAUCGCCCAAUGCGAGCGAUAUCCAGUUCACGCACACCAUUCUGAAUGAGCUCAUGGCAAACCUUUGCGUGGACCGCACGCGCGUAUACGCGACCGGCAACUCCAACGGCGGCGGCUUUACGAACCGCCUCGCGUGCACCCGCGAUACCAGCGCCCGCAUCGCCGCCUUCGGCAUCGCGUCCGGCGCGCUCUACCCCGACUCUGACCGCGGCGAGGACUGCCACCCGUCACGCAAGAUCCCCCUCCUCAUCACGCACGGCGCCAACGACACCGUCGUCCCCUACAAGGGCGGCCACCCGCACAACGACAACUGGUCCUCGCCCGACAUCGACAAGUUCGCGAAGGGCUGGGCCGCGCGCAACGGGUUCGACGCGGACGGGUACAACUCAACCGAGGUCGACGCGUACAACGCGACGCUGUGGACGUGGGGGGAGGACGGGGACGCGGGGCAGGUGAAGCGCUUCAAGGUGCGCGGGAUGAGGCACCAGUGGCCGAGCACGGUCGAGGGGCUGGAUAAGCAGAACAAGAGCGCGCCGUUUAAUCUGACGGGGCAGGAGCUCUUGCCGUUCUUCGAGCGCUACAGCUUAGACAUAUAG
This is a messenger RNA of Schizophyllum commune H4-8, 1065 nucleotides long. Its product is annotated as carbohydrate esterase family 1 protein. The transcript has 3 exons. Gene Ontology annotation, molecular function: feruloyl esterase activity. The coding region runs from base 1 to 1065 and encodes 354 amino acids. The record is from RefSeq and is a predicted model, not a curated record. NCBI's taxonomy places the organism in Eukaryota, Fungi, Basidiomycota, Agaricomycetes, Agaricales, Schizophyllaceae.